ACGAGCUUUAACAUUUUUUAGGUUGGGUUCCAUUUUCUAGAAAUUUUAACCUUACUUUUGUCUAAAUCAUUGUGCCGAAGCACACCUGGUCCUAAAAAAUUAAAUAAAAUAAUUAUUUUGUGUUAAAAAAGUUGAAAAGUGAAUCGAUUAGCUUCAAAAUGAUGCAACCACAAAUAUUAUUACUCAAAGAAGGUACCGAUUCAUCACAAGGUAAACCUCAACUGAUUUCAAAUAUAAAUGCUUGCCAAAAUGUUGUGGACGCCAUACGAACAACUUUGGGGCCUAGAGGAAUGGAUAAACUUAUUGUCGGAAGCGGAGGUGCAGCGACUAUUUCCAAUGAUGGAGCUACUAUCUUAAAAUUAUUGGACAUAAUUCACCCAGCUGCAAAAACCUUAGUAGAUAUAGCAAAGUCUCAAGAUGCUGAAGUAGGUGAUGGUACAACUUCUGUAGUUUUACUAGCUGGAGAAUUUUUGAGACAGAUCAAACCAUAUGUUGAAGAAGGUGUACAUCCACGAAUUAUCAUAAAAGCAGUACGUAAAGCAACUCAAAUUUGUUUAGAAAAAAUAAGUUCUCUUGCUGUUAAAAUUAAUAAGUCAAAUGCUGAUGAAUUUAGAUCUUUACUAGAGAAAUGUGCUGCAACAGCAAUGAGUUCAAAAUUGAUCAACCAACAGAGAUCUUUCUUUUCAAAGAUGGUGGUAGAUGCUGUCUUACUUCUUGAUGAGUUAUUACCAUUAAAUAUGAUUGGUAUAAAAAAAGUUCAGGGAGGUGGUCUUGAAGAGUCAGUUCUAGUAGCUGGAGUUGCUUUCAAGAAAACUUUUUCUUAUGCUGGUUUUGAAAUGCAGCCAAAAAUAUACAAAGAUUGCAAAAUUGCUUUAUUAAAUAUUGAAUUGGAACUUAAAGCUGAAAGAGAUAAUGCAGAAAUUCGUUUAACCAGUGUAAAGGAGUAUCAAAAAGUUGUUGAUGCAGAAUGGAACAUAUUGUACAACAAACUCCAAAAAAUCCAUGAAUCUGGUGCUAAUGCUGUUUUAUCCAAACUUCCCAUUGGUGAUGUAGCCACUCAAUAUUUUGCUGAUCGAGAUAUGUUCUGUGCUGGUAGGGUAGGAGAAGAUGAUAUGAAAAGAACCCUAAAAGCAUGUGGUGGUGCUGUAAUGACCACUGUUAAUGAUCUAAAUGAUUCAGUACUAGGUAAAUGUCAGCUUUUUGAAGAAAAACAAAUAGGAGGUGAGAGAUACAAUUUCUUUAAAGGAUGUCCUAAUGCUAAAACUUGUACAUUACUCUUAAGAGGAGGAUCUGAACAAUUUCUCGAAGAAACUGAAAGAUCUUUACAUGAUGCCAUCAUGAUUGUCCGUAGAACUAUCAAGAAUGACUCAGUUGUAGCAGGAGGAGGAGCAAUUGAAAUGGAAUUAUCAAAAUUAUUAAGAGAUCAUUCAAGAACUAUAGCAGGAAAAGAACAACUCCUUAUUGGGGCUAUUGCUAAAGCUUUGGAGAUAAUCCCAAGACAGUUAUGUGAUAAUGCAGGUUUUGAUGCUACAAACAUACUAAAUAAGUUAAGACAGAAGCAUGCCCAGAAUAAUCCUUGGUAUGGUGUUGAUAUUGCCAAAGAAGACAUUAUUGACAACUUUGAAGCUUGUGUUUGGGAACCAGCCAUUGUCAAGGUUAAUGCUUUAACGGCAGCUGCAGAAGCUACCUGUCUAAUACUUUCUGUGGACGAGACUAUCAAGAAUCAGAAAUCUGAAGCUCCACCACAAAUGGGAGGGCGUGGUAUGGGAAGACCCAUGUAACUUUAAAAUUUAAUAUCUGGAAAAUUAACAAUCAUUAACUUAUUUUAAUCACAGUAUUUUGUAACUAAUGAAUAAAAUAAAACACUAAACGUU
Molecule: messenger RNA, 1874 nt
Organism: Psylliodes chrysocephalus
Lineage: Eukaryota; Metazoa; Arthropoda; Insecta; Coleoptera; Chrysomelidae
Source: the annotation of a GenBank genome assembly